AUGUCUGAAGAGCGCGCAAACCCGGUCGAGGUCGUCAUGGCCCAGCCAGAGAAAGUCAUCGCCGACCACGAUCUGAUGGGCGAGAAACUCCAUGCCACUCACUCCGAGGCCGUGCACUUUGGUGAACUCUCUCAAGAAGAGAAGCACCUCGAGAAGAAGUUGAAAAGGAAGAUCGACUCCUUGAUCAUGCCACUGGUCAUGCUGGUCUAUCUACUCAAUUACAUCGACCGUAACAACUACGCUGCCGCUCGUCUGCAGGGUCUGGAGAAGGAUCUCCACUUGAAGGGCGAUGACUAUCAGAUUGGCGUCUCAGUCUUGUUCGUCGGCUACAUUCUUGGUCAGGUGCCGUCGAAUCUCCUGCUCAACCACGUUGGAAAGCCUAGCUUCUACCUCGGUGGCUGGACGAUUGCAUGGGGCCUUGUCUCCCUCCUCACAAGCCAGGUCAAGAGUGCCACGAGCAUCAUCGUUUGCCGUUUCGUUCUCGGCUUGUGCGAGAGCCCUUUCUUCGCCGGAGUCCUCUUCUACUUGAGCAGGUGGUAUACCAAAGGAGAGAUCAAUUUUCGCAUGUCCCUUUUCUUCUCGGCAAGUAUGAUAUCUGGCGCCUUCGGGUCCCUAAUCGCUGCCGGCAUCCUCUCAGGCCUGAACGGAAGGGACGGCCUUGCAGCUUGGCAAUGGUUGUACAUCAUUGAGGGAUCGGUCACGAUUGCCGUUGGGAUACUUAUCUGCUGCAUCCUGCCCGACUUCCCCCAUACCUGGAGAAUGCUCUCACCUGAGCUCAAAGAUAUUGCUCAACGCCGACUCGCCAUCGAUGCCGCUGAGGCUGACCUCGACGAAGGAGGCGCCCAAGGCCAGCUCAAAGGUCUCAAGAUGGCCCUUACUGAUCCGAAAGUCUACCUCCUCGCCUUAGCGUACUUCUGCCAAACUGGCGCAGCUGGCUUCCAGUUCUUCUUCCCAACCCUCACGGCCUUGCUCGGCUACUCACACAUCAUCUCCCUCCUCCUGGUCGCACCUCCCUACAUCUUCAUCACCUUCUACUCUUACAUCCACGGGCUUGCCUCAGACCGAUACAAGAAGCGUUUCUGGUUCUUUGUCUACCCUAUUCCCAUCACCAUCGCUGGCUGGAUCAUCUUCAUGUGCACCAAAGACUUUGGCGCCCGCUACUUCUCCUUCUUCCUGAUGGUCUUCAUCUUCUGUCAGAACGGCACUAUUUACGCCUGGAUCGCUGGCGCCAUCCCUCGCCCACCCGCAAAGCGCGCCGCAGCAUUCGCCUUCAUCAACGCCAUCGGGAACUCCUCCUCGAUCUGGACGCCGUACACCUACCGCACCCAGGACGCGCCUUACUACCGGCUUGCGCUGGGCGUCUGCAUCGCGCUGCAGACCGUCGGAUUCCUGGCGGCGCUGACGCUCAAGUUCAUGCUGGAGAAGGAGAACAAAAAGCUUGAUCACUUGGAGCAGGAGGAUGCAGUGCUCACGGGGACGGAUGUACAGAGGCUGCAGCGAACGGCCGAGGUCGAAGGUGUUGAUCUUGCGGAGGCGAGACGCUUUCAGAAGAGCUACCGCUAUGUCAUCUAA
Messenger RNA from Cyphellophora attinorum, 1572 nucleotides. Its product is annotated as putative transporter. Gene Ontology annotation, molecular function: transmembrane transporter activity. The record is from RefSeq and is a predicted model, not a curated record. NCBI's taxonomy places the organism in Eukaryota, Fungi, Ascomycota, Eurotiomycetes, Chaetothyriales, Cyphellophoraceae. The transcript is spliced from 6 exons. Gene Ontology annotation, cellular component: membrane. Gene Ontology annotation, biological process: transmembrane transport. Bases 1 to 1572 code for a protein of 523 amino acids.